Messenger RNA from Helobdella robusta, 1429 nucleotides. RefSeq lists its product as hypothetical. Lineage: Eukaryota; Metazoa; Annelida; Clitellata; Rhynchobdellida; Glossiphoniidae. The transcript has 6 exons. The coding region runs from base 189 to 620 and encodes 143 amino acids. The record is from RefSeq and is a predicted model, not a curated record.
AACAGCCACGACUUCAUGGAGACGUUGAAUCAACAUUAAACUUCCACUGAAUUCAUUUCCUUUCCAGCUAUUUAAUACACAUUGGAUUUUACAAUUCAAGAUUGUUAUUAUACCCAAUUUAUUUAAACUUAUUUCAUUAAUUUGUUGGAUAUCAACUUAAAUAAAAAUUAAAGAUAAAUAGAAGUGGGAUGUCGACGGCUGCAAGGAAGAUCGUGGUUGCUGUUGACCCAAGUGACCAGGCUGAACAGGCAUUCCAAUGGUACCUUUCAACAGUGCAUAGGCCGGAAAAUGAGGUCAUACUGCUCUUCAUCAACGUCACUUCCUCUGCCGCAGAGUCCAGCGAGGACACGCCGAAGAAGGAACCGCAGACAGUGAAGAGCAUGGAGGACAAGUACAAUGGAUGGAUCCUCGAGAAGGGGAUCAGCGGUCGCAUGCGGACAGAGAGUGGAUCGAAGAAGGGCGAAACAAUCUGUCGCGUGGCGGAAGAGGAGGAUGCCACGAUGAUCAUUGUGGGCACGAGAGGGCUGGGCAAGGUGAGAAGGACCAUCAUGGGAAGUGUCAGCGACUACGUGGUCCACCAUGCCCCAUGUCCGGUCAUCGUUUGCAGGCAAAUAACUUGAAGAAUAUUAUACUUUGAACCAACAAAAAGUGUUGUUUCAGAAUGCGAACGAAGAUUACGUUUAUUUUUUAAUUCACUUUUAAUAUUGAUCUGAAUUAAUUAUAAAAUAAUAAAUUUUUUAUAGUAAAAAUUAUGUGCAGAUAGUAAUCAGAAAGAGUCGUCGUUCAGGUUUUGUUGCGAGUAUAUUUUCGAAAUUUUGUUGGAUUACAAUUCGAUUUAAAAAUGAGUCUCUGAUCUGGUUAUAUUUGAAAAAUAAUGUUGAUAAAUGUUUGCUCUUGAACGCAACGUUUGAACCCUUUGAUUAAAUUUGUUUUUGCCAAGACUUCGGUUGUUCCUUGUUAUGAGUUUAUGUUCAUUUCUCAUUUAUAUUCAUCUAUAUCUUUACAUAAAUAUUAAUAGUUAACUCGCUAAUACCAAUGUGAAGUUUGUCUCCUCCAAUCCUAUACAUUUUUUUGCUCUUCUAUAUUUGUUUGUUUAUAAAGUAAAUGAAUAAAGAACAAAUAUAAUAGUUAAAUAUUAACUAAAUGAACAUGGCGAUCUAAGUGUUUUCGUUACCAAAUUUAAUCAUUUUUAUUUCUGUAGACACCUAGUAGUAGAGUACAUUCAGUUAGUAUUCAAUUAAUUUUAAGAUUGACCUGUUUGCUGAAAAUUUUAUUUCUUGUAAAAGGAAGCUGAAAAUCGUGGAUUUAACUUUCGGGAAAAUAUUUUCUGAGUUAACUUUAAAAUGUUGAAGCUAGUGGCAAUUCGUCUGAUAAUUUGAGAAAUGUCUAUCUACAAACAUCCAUCAAAUAUUUUUGAAAGAAUAAAUUA